Messenger RNA from Bursaphelenchus xylophilus (pine wood nematode), 1887 nucleotides. The record is from the annotation of a GenBank genome assembly. Lineage: Eukaryota; Metazoa; Nematoda; Chromadorea; Rhabditida; Aphelenchoididae.
AUGAAUCUCCUUCCGACAGCGACCCCUGUCCUCCCCAUGGAGGAUAGUUUAAUAUCCAUGGGAGAUGAAAGCAUGACCGGCUUAGAGCCGGAGCCGGACGAAUCGCAGACCUCUUCACAGUCGGGAUGUAGGUUUGGUUUCUUGACCUUCAACCUGUUUCUCAUUUUUAUGCUCUCCGUAUUGAUUCUUGUAUUGUUUUAGGUGAGACGCCAAAGAGAAAAAAGAAUCUUGAACUCGGUAGAUUGGUUACAGACAACGCUAAUCUUCAUACAAGUCCGGCGGAUCUUAUUGAAUAUGAAUGGCCGUUGAAUUCUGGUGACAAAUAUUUUCUUCAGGUUUGUGUUUUGAGUUUAUCUUAUUCUUGGUAUAGGAACAAAUCGCAGAAAUGUUAGAUGUGAAGUCAUUCAAACGGAAGUACCCUAACAUACCUAGAAGAACGAUUGAAGGGAGCGAAAGGCAAUAUCUGUUCAAAGAAUUGGAGAUCGGAAAAGUGAUUCCUCUUCAUCUCCAAAAUUUAUUGACGGCCUUAGAAUCAGAUGCCGUUUUGAAUCUGCUGGCUGCCGAAUAUGUUGAAUACUUUACCGAAUAUCAAAGAGUGUUGUUAGAGAGAAGACAAAAGGAGUUAAUUCAACGGCAAACGGAUGUCAAGAUGAUCCAGGUGGACGCCACAAAAUUGGCUGAAUUAAGGAAACAGGCAUUGAAGAAUGCUUCGGAAGUAAAUGAACACAUGCAGAAUUGUCGGAGGAACGAGAGAAGACAUUUCUUCGAUGUUCAGACAUUUGUGAGUCUUUCUUAUCGGAGAUUUAUAUUAUUUUAGACGAUGCAAUGUCCAAAGAACAAGACCAAGCGACUUCCCAAAGAGUUUACUCGUGUUUCUCCGUAUCCAGUGGCUUUGGUGCAAUCUCAGUUCCAAGAGUAUUAUAAAAAGUAUGUUUUUUUUGUAUUUUUGCAUUUAAUUUUUAGGUUUGAACCAGAACAAUUGAAUCGAUUGCCGUUGAAUACGAUUAUGGACAGCAGUCAUUUGUUAUACCCAGCUAAAGAACCCUCGCCCCUACCUAUUCAUGUGUCAGAAGACGAAAUCCGGAAGAUGCAGCCUCCACCGAAGGUAAUAUAUUAUUUUAGGUAGCUAUUAAUAAGUUUUUGAUUUAAUUUUGGUAAAUGUUUCAGCAGGAAGUCCCGGAGACUCCGACAACAAAGUCCGCGCGUCUAGCCAACAAACGAUUGGAAAGAAAUGUACAUCCUUAACCUUUUGCUUUAACUUUGGGUGGUUUUGGUGCUUUCGGAUCCAAAAUAUUUGUCUCCAAAUUAAAGAUAGGCUCUAGUCUCUGUGUGGAUCACCGUUGAUUUAUAUUUUGAUAGCAUUUCCUUGGCUUAUUUCGGGAGUAAAAUAUAAAUACUUGCUCAAAACUCAUUGGUUCUCUUGAUUUUAUAUGAUUUUAGCUUCUCCGCCUGUGUAAUCGUUGUAACUCUAGCCAGGAGAGUGAGGAUCCCUUGUAUAGGAUGCUUAAAUGUACUCAUUGUCAAGCCUUUUCCCAUCCCAAAUGCGCGGAGAUGACAGUGGAGAUGGUGCGUGUGGUCAAGACUUAUCCGUGGUGCUGCAUCGACUGCAAAACUUGCAACGUCUGCAACAAACCGGAUGAAGAAGUGGGUCUUUUACAUUUUCCUUUUUAUUUUUUGGGGUGGCGGAAUAUUUUUUGUGGAAAAAUUUUGGUUAAGAUAGGUUUCCCCAUAUUCUUUUGAUUAAUUUUUCUAAUUUUUGUUGAUUUGAAGGCUUCGAUGAUGUGUUGUGACUUGUGUGAUCGUGGCUAUCACACCUUCUGUGUUGGUCUCAACAAACCCCCAAGUGGCAAUUGGCUCUGUGCGAUCUGUCGCAACUCCAAGAAAUGA